This is a messenger RNA of Aphidius gifuensis, 2137 nucleotides long. Its product is annotated as facilitated trehalose transporter Tret1-like. NCBI's taxonomy places the organism in Eukaryota, Metazoa, Arthropoda, Insecta, Hymenoptera, Braconidae. Gene Ontology annotation, cellular component: membrane. Gene Ontology annotation, molecular function: transmembrane transporter activity. The transcript is spliced from 4 exons. Gene Ontology annotation, biological process: transmembrane transport. The coding region runs from base 324 to 1802 and encodes 492 amino acids. The record is from RefSeq and is a predicted model, not a curated record.
CACAAUUUUACCAUCAAAGCAAUCAUCUCUAUAAAUUGAAUUACAAACUGACAAAUACAUUUGUUUGAUAAGAAAACAUCAAGUUAUAAAUCGUUCAGUCACAGUGUACCAUUCAAAGUCAAGGAUUGUAUAUUUUAAUUUUAAAAUUAAUUACUAUUCAUCAACAUAUUUAAUCAUUUAUUAAUUUUGAACUUUGUAAUUUUCCAUUUUAUUAUAUUAAUUAUUAGUACUUUGAAUGUUGAAGUUAAUUUUGUUCAAAUUCAUUUGAUCAAUCCAUCACAAAGUAUAAGUCAAUUAUUUAAGUUUUUUUUUUAAAUAUCAACAUGACAACAGCUACGAAAAAAUUAUCACCCGGAGAACCUGGUAAAUUAAAACAACUAUCAGCAGCAAUUAUUGUUAAUAUUGCUGUACUGACAUAUGGAAUGAACUUGGGUUGGUCAUCACCAACAUCACCAACUUUAAUGAGUAACAACACACCAGUUGGAUCAACACCAAUGUCAUCUGAUGAAAUAUCAUGGCUAAAUGGAACACUAUGCCUUGGUGCAUUAUCAGCACUUCCAUUAUGCAGUAAAUUAUCAGAAAAAUUUGGUCGUAAAAAAUUUGGUUGUUUAAUUGCAAUUCCAUUAAUAAGUUGUUGGUUUAUUAAAUUAAUUGCAUUUAAUUAUUAUUGUUUAUUAAUAUCACAAUAUCUUGGUGGUAUUGGUGGUGCAAUGUCUUUUUUUUUAAUUCCAAUAUAUGUUAGUGAAAUAUCAGCAGACAGUAUUAGAGGACAACUUGGUACAUUUUUAGUAUUUGCUGUUAAUAUUGGUAUUGUUCUUGGCUAUACUAUUGGUGCUAAUUUAUCAUACAGAUUAUUUGCUGCAUUUUCAAUGAUACCACCAAUAACAUUUUUUUUUGGCUUUAUAUUUAUGCCUGAAACACCAAUUUAUCUUGUGAGAAAUAAUCGAAUUGCCGAUGCAACAAGAUCAUUGAUGUGGCUUAAAAAUAAUGACACAUCAACAGUUGAACAUGAGCUACAACAUUUAAAUAAAUUAGCAAAUGAAAAUUCAGAUAAAAAAAGUAAAAUUGGAUUUAAAGAUUUAUUCAGAGAUCGUGGCACAACAAAAGGAUUUAUCAUCGCCCUGGGUCUCAUGAUAGGACAACAAUUGUGUGGAAUAUCAGCAAUAGCAAUGUAUACAUCAGAAAUAUUUAAAUUAGCUGGUAGUUCAAUGUCACCAAAUUCAUCGGCAAUUAUUUUUGGAUCAAUUCAAGUUAUUGGAUCAUUUUUAUCAACAAUUAUGAUGGAAAAAGCUGGUAGACGUUCACUUAUACUUGUGUCAUGUUUUGGAAUGGCUUUGUGUCAUUUUAUACUUGGUGCAUUUUUAUCUUUGAUGACUAUUGGCUAUGAAGUUGAUUCAUUUUCUUGGAUACCAAUUGUUGCAAUGUCAUUUUAUGCUGUUACAUAUUGUCUUGGUAUGGGACCAGCUCCCUUUGUUGUUGCCUCUGAAGUAUUUGCAUCUGAUAUAUCAUCAUUUGCAAAUUCAGUAUCAAUGAUUACACUUUGGCUAUUUGCAUUUUUAACAAUUAAAUUUUUUCCAAUUGUUAUUUCUGCUAUUGGUAUGGCUGGUUGUUUUUAUUUAUUUUCAUUAUUUUGUACUUUUACAUUUUUUUUUACAUUUUUCAUUGUACCAGAAACAAAAGGUAAACCAAUUGAACUUAUUUUUGCUGAAUUAAAUGGUUGUCCAGAUAAACUUGAUCGAGGAUAUACUCAUACUUGUUUAGAAAUUAAUGAUAGAAAAAAUAGUAAAAGUUCAAAUGUGUAAAAAAGUAAUUUCUUUUUUUUAAAAAAAAGUAUUUUAACUAUUAUUUCUUUAGUUUAAUUAUAGUUAAUUAUUUUAUUAUAUUACUAAUUAUUAUCAAUUGUAGAAAAUAACAUUAUUUCGAUUUUUAAUUAUUUUUUUUUUCUAAGAUUUAAAGCUAAAUUUCUAGAUGUCGACUAAAUUGUAAAAAUAUUUAAUUUAUUAAUUGCUUUUUUUUAAAUAGUUUUUGUUUUUUUUUUGUUUAAUUGAGUCACGUUUUUAUCAACAAAAGAUUUAUAUAUGUCGAUCGAUAGUUUAUUGACCUCAAUGCAUGCGCAACAUGGAAACAACUUUUAUUU